UCGGCCGGUCCUCAUCCUCCACUUCAUCCUCCUCAACCUCCGCCACCUCCCGCUCCGUCUCCAUCCAGCCUUCAUGGUUCUGAUCUCACCCCACGCCAUGCAACCCACUCGGGCGCCCACUACGGUCAGUGUGUUUGCGGACUGCUGCAUCCCACCCGGGCUCCGAAUUGGACCGGUACCAGGUGUCUUUAAACUGGGAAAGUACGUGACAGACCGCAAGGAGCCGGGACCCAAGAAGAAGGUUCGACUGGUUCGUGGCGAGUUCGUGGACGAGUCGGGCUGUCCGGUACCAGAUUGGAUCGGACUGAUCCGAGCAGCCAGAAGCAGCCAAGAACAAAAUCUCGAGGCAGUGUCAGACCUACCUGGUGGCCAGAUCUUCUACCGGGUCCUGAGAGAAAUCCCAGCUGGAGAAGAGCUCUGCGUCUGGUACUCCAACGCUCUGGCCCAGUGGUACGACAUCCCCACCACAGCGACCCCCACACACGACGAGAAAGGUGAUGAGCGCUACAUCUGUUGGUACUGCUGGAGGAUCUUCAAAUACCCCAACACCCUGAAAGCGCACGUGCAUUUUCACUGCGCGCUCAGUAACGGGCGCGGAUUCGUCAGCGGCGAGCAAGCCAGAGGAACGGAGACCUUCAGCAGGUCCCCGAAGUCCGGAGACAUCCCCAACACCUCCACGUCUCCCAGAACCGGACACUCGUCGGUGUCGGAUUCGGGCAGGAGGGUCAUUGGACUUGGGAAGAAGAUCAGCUCCGAGGAGCAGGAGCGAGCUCUGGACAUGAGCGUCGCCUCAGCCAGGAACCAGGGUCAUCUGCUGGGCCUCGGAGCGGCCUCUUCGGUGCUCAGCUCCAUGGGCUUCCACCCGGGCGUCCGCUCCGCCUUCAAGCCCACCGGGGUCUCCAAACUCCCGAGCGCAGACUCAUCCAGAGAGGACGCCGCCAAAAUGGGGGGUUUGGGUUUCAGCAAACUGAUCGGACACAUGAAGCCGAUCCGGGAGAGUCUAAACGGAGGAGCGGGGGCUCCACCCAAGUGCGCACCGGGAGUCAUGGACCCAUCUGCUCCAAUAGUUCCGUGCUCCAACGCCAUCCGAAGUUUCCCUCUGCUGCCUCACAUGGAGGAGACCUCUGCUUUCAAACACGUAGAAAGUCGGGUUCACUCCGGGCUGUCCCCCUCCCGGUACCCCCAGAUCCCCCCCGGACUGAACUUUGACCGCUUCUCCCUUCCACACUUGGACGGCGUCAAAACCUACGGGGGAGACUGCAACAUCCCCUUGAUGCCCUUCACUGUGUACAAUGGUGAGCUGCUCUACAGCGCCCCCUACUAUCCCCUCAAGUUCCACUUCAGUAAUCUUCUCAAGUACCCAGAGUCCAUGAGCUACUUUGGAUCUCCGUCCCUAAACCAAGACCUGGGCUCCAUCACCAACAUUGACCGGGAGAUCGCCAUGCACACGCAACAGCUGUCCGAAAUCGCAGCAGAGAAGAACCGAGCCAGGAUGGACUCCCUCCCUGCAGGCAGCACGAGCAGCCCCGGGGCGGGAAAACCCAAAAAGGGCCACUUGUGUCUCUAUUGCGGCAAGUUAUACUCAAGGAAAUACGGCCUGAAAAUCCACAUGAGGACUCACACCGGCUACAAGCCGCUCAAGUGUAAGGUCUGUUUCCGGCCAUUCGGUGAUCCCAGUAACCUGAACAAGCACAUCCGGCUGCACGCGGAGGGGAACACGCCUUACAGGUGCGACUUCUGUGGAAAGGUUCUGGUUCGACGGAGGGAUCUGGAGCGGCACGUCAAGUCCAGACAUCCCGGGCAGAGCGUGAAGAAGCUGGAGGAGAAGCCGGACCUGUUCGAGGAGCAGAAGAGCGACAACGACAGCGACGUGGACGUCUGCUUCACGGACGAGCAGAGCGACCAAGAGUCCGCCAAAAACACGGACUGCGACGCGCAUAUUUAACUCCUCUUAAUAUUAAUUCUAUUAACAUGUUUAUUACUGAUCACUGAGGGAUUUGUUUCAAUCCGAGUGUUGUUGAUUCAAACAAAAUACAUGCAAUUAAAUUAUUGAAAAAUAUCGACUCAUCAUUGACAAAACUCUUAGUUGCACUUUAAAAAUAAAACAAAAACCAACAACAACAUGCGAACAAUAUGGGAAUAAAUAUUGCCAUACUUACUGUAACGUGACGUCACGACAGACCUGCUGUACUCACGAUAUAUUUGCACUUUCCCGCCAGGUUUAUUUAAGGAAUCACUUCUAGAGAGAAGCUGUAUUGACUGUGUACAAAAUGUAAAUGUUAUUUCACAUUUCAGUAGAGAAUCGAUGUUUGUUUAUCGGUCAAAUUGUUUUGAAAACAAUAUUUGACUGCUGUCCAA
Molecule: messenger RNA, 2358 nt
Organism: Synchiropus splendidus (mandarinfish)
Lineage: Eukaryota; Metazoa; Chordata; Actinopteri; Syngnathiformes; Callionymidae
Gene: prdm13
Product: PR domain containing 13
Exons: 4
Coding region: 74-1945 (623 amino acids)
Cellular component (GO): nucleus
Molecular function (GO): protein binding
Source: RefSeq, a predicted model, not a curated record